ACGUGGAUCUGUGGCGGACAUCGAAGAGGAAGUAAGUUUUAACUUGUCAGAUUUAUAAUAAAUCAAAUUACAAAAUAUCAAUCAUUGUUUUAAUGAAUAAAAUAUGGUGGCAGCGGUUAAUUAAAAUAUCCAAAGCAAAUUGUGCAACAAAAUUGAGUCAUGGAUCAUAAUAUAAAUUCACUAAAACCAUUUAACAUCCAAGAUGGCGAUGUCGUCCAAUCUUGGCAAAAGUGGAAACAAACAUUCAAUAACUACAUGAUAGCUAUGCAGUUCGACACAUGCUCGGAUGAAAGAAAAAUUGCCAUUCUACUACAUUCUAUGGGUGAGCAAUGCCUGGACAUAUAUAACUCAUUCAGUGAAAAAGAAAAGUCAACGUAUAUCUUAGUUUUGAAAUCCUUUGACGAUUAUUUUAUUCCAAAAAAGAAUUUGGCAAUAGAACGCCAUAAAUUUUUUACGUUGAAGCAAGAAAGUGAUUCCUUAGACACUUUUCUAACAAAAUUGAAAAAACAGGCAUCUGUAUGUGAAUUUGGACAAUUAAAAGAUUCUUUAAUUAGAGACAUGUUCAUAUGUAACAUGGAUAAAACAAAUAAUCACAUAAGAGAAAAAUUGCUUACUGAAAAUGAUGUAGAUUUAUAUAAAUUAGUGACUAUAUAUAAAUCUCUUGAGUUGUCAUUUAAUAGUACAUCAUAUCUCUCUCAAGAAAUUCCUGUAGCUACUCUGCGCAGUUCAAGAACAACAGCACAUUCUCACUCUAAACAGCUUUCUACAAGUCAAAAUGGAUUAAAACAACAGCAGGCUGUACCAUUUAAUAAUAAUAAUACAGCCAAUUUUGGCAAUAAUAAAAAAUGUACCAGAUGUGGACAGUAUCACAGAUUUAAAUGUCCUGCUAAGUCUGUAAAAUGUAAAAGAUGUCACAAGAUUGGUCAUUAUUACAAUCUUUGUAGAACACCAAUAAAUAACAUUGAAUAUGAUGAAAUGGAUUCAUCUUUAAAUUCAGGGCCUGGGUUGUUUACCCUAUGAGUGUCAUUUGACUGUCUUACCUGAUGUACAACCAAAGAUUGAUGCUCAACGUAGAAUUCCAUUUGCAUUGCAAGACAGAUUGAAAGAAGAGCUGGACAGGAUGACAAG
This is a messenger RNA of Galleria mellonella (greater wax moth), 1128 nucleotides long. RefSeq lists its product as uncharacterized. Bases 160 to 1020 code for a protein of 286 amino acids. The transcript has 2 exons. The record is from RefSeq and is a predicted model, not a curated record. Lineage: Eukaryota; Metazoa; Arthropoda; Insecta; Lepidoptera; Pyralidae.